GAACUGAUGCCUGUUUGAAGGCUGCUACUCUCCCACCACCACACCACCAUUGCCAAGAGUACCCGAGAGACUUUUGAGAAAUGGCGGCGACGACGAACGGUGUUGGUGCUGCGCCGCUUCUAGAAGCGCUCUUGAAGGCGCCCAACGCAGAAGAGUGCCAGGUGGCCGCCGAGAAGCUGGCCACGCACGUCAACGAGACUGGCUUUCGCGCCCUCGAUGACGAGGGCAUCCUCGAGGGACUCCUCAAGGCAGCCAAAAACAAAAAGUCUGGCUUCGAAAGAGAGUCAGCUGCCACGGGCCUGUCUGCCGUCUUUACGAAAGUCGGAGGCAAGAACUCGCCAUCCCCUCUUGGCGCUGAGCCCUGGUUCCUCCCGACCUUGCCCGUUCUCCUCGACCUGCAUGCCGACAAGGGCGACGUCGUGCGCGAUGCCGCCGACGAGGCUGUCCGCUCGCUGAUGACGCUUCCCCCGCCAGAAGCUGCGCCUGAAGUCCUCGCGACCCUCUACGAGGUGCUCGAGAGCAGCUCGACAAAGUGGCAGGCCAAGGUGGCUGCGCUCAAGAUCAUUGGCAGGCUCGCUGAGUCGGCCUCGGAGCAGAUUGGCGAGCAACUCGUCGACCUGAUUCCUCACCUCAAGAACUGCAUGUCCGACACCAAGGCUGAGGUCUCGAAACAAGCCGUCAAGACAACGACAAAGGUCUGCGGUGUCAUUGACAACAAUGACAUUCGACCCCACCUGGGUUCCCUCGUCGAAUCGAUGCGCGCGCCCGACACUGUCCCAGAGUGCAUCAAGCGUUUGUCGGCCACGACUUUCGUCGCUGAAGUGACGGGUCCAGCGCUGGCCAUCAUGGUGCCGCUCCUCGCUCGUGCGCUCAACGAGCGAAACCAAAAUGUCCAGCGUCAGGUUUCAAUCAUUGUCGAGAACCUUACCAAGCUCGUCAGGGACCCCCACCAGGCUGUUCGUUUCCUCCCGGCUCUGACGCCCGGUGUCGAGCGUAUCGCCGUUGGUGCCAGCUUCCCCGAGGUUCGUGACCACGCGCAGAGCGCGCUCGACACCCUCAAAGCGGCGACCAAGGUCGUCGGCGAGGCAAAGGCAGAGGAAGACCCCAAGGUUCAAUUCAACACAGCAAAGAACGAAGCAAGCGAUCGUAUUUACAAGGCCGUUGCUGCUCACGUCGAUGCCAAGCUCACUGACGUGGCCAAGGACAAGUGGGCCAAAAUCGGCCUCGACUACCUUGCCGCCAUCAUCACGCGCCUGGCAGACAAGCGAAUCGUCCAACAGAGUGCCUGGGAUGACGUCUACGUGCUGCCCUAUCUGCGCCGCGUCUGCUCUUCGCCCGAAGGAGCCAAGGCUGCAACAGAUGCCCUUCGCCAGCAAUACUCGGAGCUCGACCGACAGCGCUUUGGUGCGCCGGAGGAGGAUGACGAGGAAAUCAGCGGAGAGUGCCUUGUCAACAUCCAGUUCUCGCUUGCUUAUGGAGGUCUUUUGCUCCUGAAUCACACCAAGCUUCGCCUGCACCGCGGUCACCGUUACGGUGUCGUGGCUGCCAACGGAAGUGGCAAAUCGACCUUGCUCAAGGCCAUGCGCGACGGCAAGGUCGAGAACUACCCUUCGGAGGCUGAUGGCUUGCGCACUGUCAUGGUCGAGCACAACCAAGGCGAGGGUGGUGACAUGAGAAUCGUCGACUUUGUUCAUCAAGACGCCACAAUCGCCAAGAUGGGCAAGACAAUCGAGCAGGUCUCGGAUGCUCUUAAGGAGGUCGGUUUCGAUGACGAGAGAAGAGUGGCUCCCGUUUCGUCGCUUUCUGGUGGCUGGAAGAUGAAGCUGGCCCUGGCAAAGGCAAUGUUGACGGGUGCAGACGUCUUGCUUCUCGACGAACCCACCAACCACCUUGACGUCCAAUCAGUCAAGUGGCUCGAGACCUAUCUCACCUCGAACCCCAACAUCACUGUUCUGACCGUCAGUCACGACUCUGGAUUCCUCGACAAUGUGUGCACCGAUAUCAUGCACUACGAGAACAAGAAGAUUAAGUACUACCCAGGCAACCUGGCCAAGUUCGUCGAGAAGCACCCUGAGGCGAAGUCGUACUACACACUCUCGACGACCAAUGCGAAGUUCACCUUCCCUCCGCCGGGCUCCCUCAUGGGCAUUCGCUCCAACACGCGAACAAUCCUCAAGGUCACUGACGCCACCUUCACCUACCCUGGCGCACCCAAGCCCAGCUUGUCCAAUGCCUCAGUGGCUGUGAGCCUCUCGAGCCGCGUCGGAGUGCUGGGUCCCAACGGUGCAGGAAAGAGCACUCUGAUCAAGAUCAUGACGCAGGAGAUGGUACCUCAGUCGGGCAAGGUCGAGCGACACCCGAAUCUGCGUAUCUCAACCCUGCACCAGCACGCAUUCCACCACCUCGAGCAGCACCUUGAGAAGACGGCUUGCCAGUACAUCACCUGGCGAUUCCAGGACGGACACGAUCGUGAGAUCAGCGAGAUGGCAACAAGAAAAGUGUCUGCCGAGGAGCAAGAGCAGAUGGACCGGCCCAUCACAUCAUCGACAGGCGAGAAGCGCAAGAUCGAGUACAUUGUUGGACGUCAGAAGCUCAAGAAGUCUUACCAGUACGAGAUCAAGUGGGUUGGGAUGGAGCACCGACACAACACCUGGAUUCCCCGCGAGAGGCUCAAGGAGCUAGGCUUCGACAAGCUGCUCCAGAAGUUCGACGACUUUGAGAGCUCAAGAGAAGGAGCUGGUAGCAAGGAGCUGAGCCAGAAGGCAAUCCGAAAGCAUCUUACAGACAUUGGCCUCAACGGAGAGAUCGCAGAGCACCACGAAAUGUCGGGCUUGUCAGGUGGGCAAAAGGUCAAAGUCGUUCUUGCCGCGGCGCUGUGGAACAACCCGCAGAUUCUGGUCUUGGACGAGCCGACAAACUUCUUGGACAGAGAGGCUGUAGCCAUGCUUGCAACUGCCAUUCGUGAAUGGGCAGGCGCUGUGGUCAUCAUCACGCACAACAUGCAGUUCGUCGAGGCGCUCUGCACGGACAUCUGGACAGUUGAAGGUGGUCGGAUCGUCGACAAGAAGAAGACUAUUUUGGCUACGGAGCACUUCGGCGCUGCUGGCGACGAUGACGGAGCAAGCACACCAGGUGUCAGCACCCCCGGCGGUCCUUCAACGCCAUUGCCCGGAAGCAAGGUGGCAAGCCGCAUCACCAGCAAGGCCGGCACGCCGGCCACGAGCAACUCUAACACGCCUGCGGGCUCUGAUGCAGAGGACCAGGACAUGUCGAAGCUCAAAGCUGCCAAGGGCAAGAAGAAGAAGAUGACGAGGAACGAGAAGAAAGCGCAAGAGGAGAGGAGGAGGCUGAGGAUGAUCAAGUGGCUCAACGAGGGUGGCGAAAAGCCCACCAAUUCAGACGAAGAGUGAUUCAGCUACAUAGAUUCCCCCAGAUAUCUUCUCUGCUUCCGUCUCCUUCUUCAUCAUAGACAUGACCGACAUUCCAUCAUCCCAAAAAGAGACUUGACAUGUAAUAUUCAAGACUUUACAAUAUAGAUGCCUUCUCUGAC
Molecule: messenger RNA, 3550 nt
Organism: Acaromyces ingoldii
Lineage: Eukaryota; Fungi; Basidiomycota; Exobasidiomycetes; Exobasidiales; Cryptobasidiaceae
Exons: 2
Coding region: 81-3410 (1109 amino acids)
Molecular function (GO): ATP binding; ATP hydrolysis activity
Source: RefSeq, a predicted model, not a curated record